Molecule: messenger RNA, 1801 nt
Organism: Colias croceus (clouded yellow)
Lineage: Eukaryota; Metazoa; Arthropoda; Insecta; Lepidoptera; Pieridae
Gene: Yipf6
Product: protein YIPF6
Exons: 6
Coding region: 214-900 (228 amino acids)
Biological process (GO): endoplasmic reticulum to Golgi vesicle-mediated transport
Cellular component (GO): trans-Golgi network; membrane
Source: RefSeq, a predicted model, not a curated record
UUGCAACACAUACAAUUUGUAGUUGUGUCAUUUUUGUAAAUUGUAAUCAAUGAGGAACGAGGAUUGAAAAUGGGAAAUGGGAAUGAUUUUUGAUAAUAAUUUGAGAUUUCGAGUCGCUUUUGAUGCGUUGGAAUAUUUACCUUUGUAAAUAUCGAACUUCUUCACUAUUUAGCUUUAUUUCUAUAUUUAUAAGAAGAGACGGAACAAUCAACAAUGACUACUUUUGAUUCUAAGUACGAUCCUUAUUUUCAGAUGUACCCUGCAGGGGAUGUGGGGGUCGUGGAGGGAGAAAUGAAUAUACCUAACAGAGGAGUCCCCUCUGGUGACAGUAUGGAGUUUAACACCCUCGAUGAGCCAAUUAAAGAAACUUUUCUGAGAGAUUUAAGAGCUGUGGGCAACAAAUUUUACCAUGUCCUUUUGCCUAGAGAGAAAACAAGUUUAUUAAAAGAAUGGGAUCUCUGGGGUCCGUUACUCCUGUGCACGUUCAUGGCGACAAUCCUACAAGGCUCCUCCGACCCAGACACCAAGAACGGCGACGGUGGCCCCGAGUUUGCUGAAGUGUUUGUGCUUGUGUGGAUAGGAGCAGCCAUUGUUACAUUGAACUCCAAGCUUCUUGGCGGAAAUAUGUCAUUCUUCCAAUCAGUAUGUGUCCUCGGCUACUGUCUGCUCCCCGUAGCGCUGGCGCUAGUGGUCUGUAGAAUAAUCUUGUUCACUACACAAAACACAUUCCUAUUUUUCCUGCGAUUCGUCAUAUCUAUGAUGGGAUUCAUGUGGGCUACUUUGGCGGCCACAAAAUUCCUCGGAGACAGUCAGCCGGAGGGCAAAAAGGGUCUUGCCGUUUAUCCUAUAUGUUUGUUCUAUUUCAUUCUUUCGUGGCUAGUCGUAUCUCACACCGCUUAGACGCACAAACAGUUAUAUUGUGAUAAAGACUUGUAGGUUAAUUGUGAAUAAAAAUUUAUCCAAUGUAAUUUAAGUUAUGUUUAAAUUAUAUAAAUCUAUUUAUGGUGUACACUGUACGGUUUCUUGGAAUUAUGAAAUAGAAAGAGUCAAAAACGUUUUGCUAAGUUGACGAUAUUGACAAAUCAAUGAAAAACAUUUUGCUUAAUGUAUUUACUUCUAUGUACUCUGUCGUGUGUCUUGACUCCAAUUGAAAUUUUACUUUUAUCGAAAUUACAUUCUUUAUUUUUAUCGAAAAUUGUCGAAUCUUUUUGAUCUAUGGCAACUAUACAAAUGGCAUAAUUAUAUUUCUCUAUUCACUUGAAACUAAAUCAAAACAAAAUGGUUGUCGUGUAAGACACAUUAGUAUUACCAGUUGAGAAUAUAACAGCAUAAUGUUUUAUUUCACUGCAAAGGUUUUAAAAUGUGAUAUAAAUAGUAUUGAAUUUGUCGUUGAAAAUAUGAAGAGUUAUAACGGAAAAUUAAAUGAUUUAUUAAAUUAGUAAAUUCCGGGUAUGACUAUUGUAAAAUUGCAUUAUUGUUAUUUAGUGUGUAUUAUUAUAAAUUUUCUCAUAAAUAUUAAAGUAUCGCUUUACUCAUGGCCAUUAUCUCUUAAAAGAAUAACAUUUUAAAACCUUUGUAAAUUAUUUUAUUCAAAAUAGAAAUACUCGCAAAAAAGAAGGAAAUACUACCAGCACAUUCCAAUUAUUUAUUAGGUGUUUCAGUAUUUUUUCUAUUUAUAUAUUUUUAUUGUAUUUAUCAUUUCGUCCAUCCUGUCCAACACUUCGUGGUACAUGUACGACCAUCAUACUUAUAUUAAGGACACUUUUGUACAUAUUUAUUAAUAAAAAACAUAUUUUCCGUC